Cuscuta europaea is the source of this 1023-nucleotide messenger RNA. The record is from the annotation of a GenBank genome assembly. Lineage: Eukaryota; Viridiplantae; Streptophyta; Magnoliopsida; Solanales; Convolvulaceae.
GGCAUCCACAAAUCUAUAAAUAACGCUACGAGAAGGGAAGAUUAACUCCAAGUCUGAAUUCCCAUUUCUCUGCUAAAUUUGAGAGAAUAUACAGUUGCAGUUCUCACCGGAAAAGAUGGUGCUUAAGGUCUACGGCGUCGUGUUCUCACCGCCAGUGUUGAAAGUUAUUGCCUGUCUCAAAGAGAAGGAGCUCGAUUAUGAGUUUGUUUCUCUUGAUUUUCAGGCUGGAGAACUCAAAAAACAACCUUUCCUUAGCCUUAAUCCUUUUGGUAAAAUGCCAGUCAUUCAGGAUGGAGAUUUUACCCUCUUUGAGUCUAGAGCAAUCACUCAAUAUAUUGCGCACACAUAUGUUAGUGGGAGUCAAUUGGUCCCAAAAGAUCAUAAAGCAAUGGCAACCAUGUCAGUGUGGAUGGAGGUCGAGGCUCACGAAUUUGAUGCGGUAGCUUACAAGCUGAAUUUUGAGCUCAUCGUAAAGCCCAUGCUUGGCAAGGUGACCGAUGAUGAAGCGGCAACAAAACACGAGGAGGCGCUCGCCAAGGUUCUUGACGUGUACGAGAAACGACUCCAGGUGUCAAAAUUCUUGGCCGGUGAUUGCUUCACAUUGGUUGAUCUUCACCAUACACCUCUCGUAAAUUACCUCAUGGCUUCUAAAUGCAAAGCUCUUUUCGAAGCACGUCCACAUGUUGAUGCGUGGGUUCGUAAUAUCUUGACCAGGCCUGCUUGGUUAAAGGUUCAAGAGCUGAUCAAGCAGACCAGCGUCCCCGCUUCUUAAUUCAAUCAUAUGAGUGUGUGAGUUAUAUCUGAGAACUUCAUCGUUUGUCUUGAGUUAUGAAUGCUUCAUCUUUUCAUAAUUAUUUAUGUUGUGUUGUACUUUUGAUCGCAUUUGGUUUCUAUCUGAGAGUUACGGUUGCCUUUUACUAUAUGCAAUAAUGUUGCGGAAGUUUUAUUUAUAAAAUUGUCCAAUGUCAUGUACUUUCAUCAUAUUUAUAUAUGAGUUGCUUGCUCUACUCUUGGUUUCACAUG